Molecule: messenger RNA, 2085 nt
Organism: Ostertagia ostertagi
Lineage: Eukaryota; Metazoa; Nematoda; Chromadorea; Rhabditida; Trichostrongylidae
Source: the annotation of a GenBank genome assembly
AUGGCGUCGAAACAGAAUGGCAACAGUAUCGCCGCUCCACGACCGCCAUUUCGUCGACAAGGAUCAAGCAUCGGCGCUGGGCCUCACCCAAUGGCUGUGGCGCUUGCUCCCGUGCAUAGAAUUGAUUAUAGUGUAACAAAGGGAGGCGCACGUACCUGGGCAGUUCUACUCGUCUUUCUAUUCUUAUGCUCUGGUCUGUAUACGAUAUUCUCGUCCAAAGAUCUUUCAGAAGGAGUCGAUACUGAUGACGAUGAGGAUACUGAAACUCAACCGUUAGAAGAUCAAUUAUUUGCGGGUCUACGGAGAAAAAUUGAGAACAACAUAAAGCGGGUCAAAAGUUAUGUCAAGGAAAAAGAAACCAUUCAUGAGGCUCAAAAUGAGGAUGACUAUGGAGAGCCACAACUUCCUCAAAAGCGAACUAAACGAAAAAAGCAGAAGGAAGCUCGUGUGAAAGUUGAAGUACCAACGCAGGAACAAGAAGACGAUGUUGUUGAACCCUCUAAAGAAGAACAUGAAGCUGAUAAGGUAGAGAAGGCCCCAACCGAUACCGAUGAUCAGCGACAUCACCGCCGAAUGAAGACUCAUGGUUUUCGGCACCUAAUGGCCGACUCUGUUCCGGAACGUGAGUGCAAGCGUAAGCAUUGUCCUCCCUCAUAUGGAGCAGGCCCAAGGAUUUCGCUACUGAAGCGGAAAAACAAAGGCUCGAAAGCUGAAGUUGAGGACGAUGAAGGGGAAGAGAUCGCCCUCACCAAGCAGAGGACUAGCGGACGAGAAGCGUACAGGCGUCAAGCAAUAACGAAUCGGGACGAUCAUAAAAAUCGUGAUGCGCUGGAUCGAGCCGAUAAUCUCGUCGAAAAGCAUGAUUACAAUGGAGCGUUUGCAAUUUUCAACACCAUUUUACGCGCCAGACCUGAUUCACCAAGAGCGCACUUUGGUAAAGGAAGAGGCUACGAGCUCAGGGGAGAACUAACCAGCAGUGAUCGCGACUUUUCCCGUGCCAUACAUGAAUACGAACAAGUUCUUGACAAUGAAGAAACACCAGAUGCGUUAUUUCGACAAGCUGCGUCCCGUCUCAUUGAACUGUCCAGCUUUCGAGGCGAUUUCUAUAGGUCACUUCUGACACAUCGAAUGCUGGUUUCCAGAUUUCCAGACGAGGUGGAGCAUCAAACAAAUGUAGCGCUAACCUUCAUCAAGAUGAAAAGGCUAGGCGAUGCUAAGAAAGUCCUUCACGAUAUCAUUGAGAGCGACCACAACAAUGGCGUUGCGCUCGCCUAUUACGGAUACAUUUUGAAGGUCGCUGAAGAUAACGUGGAGCAGGGCGUAGCAUACAUGAAGAAAGGACUUCGUCUAGGAGGAGAUUCAAUCACUGAUGCGAAGUUUUACUAUCACCUUGGACAUGGUUUAAUGUUCCUAGGAAGGUCUACGGAGGCAUAUAGCGUGUUUGAACACGCUGCUUCACUUGGACUAUUUCUCUCUGCCCAACAACGAUCCAUGUACAACGUGGAGGGACUUACUGGCAGAGCAUGGUGGACAAGUGAGCAGACAGGCUACUCCAAAUAUCUCAAGGCCGUUGAACGCCAAUGGGUUUCCAUCCGAGCUGAAGCGGCUCGAUUAUUACAGUCGGUGCCUUACUUAUGGAAGGAGGAGAAUCCGGCAAUCACCGUUGAUGGAAGAUGGAUCGCAUUUCCACUUCUGGAAAACGGUCAUUUCAACACAGAAAAUUGUCGCAUGGCACCACAAACCUGCUCUAUUUUGAAAGAAUUCCGCGAAAGCAGUAACGCUAGCAAGUCUGAGAUGCGAUUUUCGGCACUAUCCUCGGGAGCACAAAUAUUACCACAUUGUGGACCGACCAACAGUCGGUUACAAGCUCAUUUGGGCUUGAUUGUACCAUCAGAAGCUAGAAUUAGGGUGGGUAAUGAGCAACGUGGAUGGAAGACCGGCAAAUUCAUUAUCUUUGAUGACUCUUUUGAGCAUGAGUUACAAUUCGAUGGAGCAUCCUCAGCUUCUCUACGUCUUAUCCUUCUUAUUGAUCUCUGGCAUCCCGAAGUCGAAUCGCGACAGCGAACAGCUCCCGAGGAUGAUUGA